ACUCUCGCACUCAACAUGCGAAAGCCAAGAAACUGCGGAGCCGUGCACUAUAAAUGCGAGGGCGAAGCAGUUUCUCUGCAGAAUAGGAGAAAAACACACUAAAGAGAGACCCCCUCUGCAAACUCUCUCUUCGUUUACCUCUUCAAAGUCUAAAAUUCUCAUUGAUUUUAAUUUGCUCGAGCAGGCAUAAUGAUUAAAUUGUUCAAGGUAAAGGAAAAGCAUAGGGAAACUCAGAGUGCAGAUGGGAAGCCUCCAGUCAAGAAGCAAAGUUCUGGGGAAUUACGUCUUCAGAAAGAUAUAACUGAGCUGAACCUACCGAAAUCAUGUUGCAUAUCCUUCCCCGAUGGAAAGGACAGCCUGAUGAACUUUGAGGUCACCAUUAAGCCUGAUGAAGGAUAUUACAAGGGUGGCAAAUUUGUGUUCUCAUUUCAAGUUUCACCUCACUAUCCUCAUGACGCGCCAAAGGUCAAAUGCAAGACGAAGGUCUACCAUCCUAAUAUUGAUCUGGAAGGCAAUGUGUGCCUAAAUAUUCUUCGAGAAGACUGGACACCUAUCCUAAAUAUAAACAUCAUCAUCUAUGGAUUGUUUAACCUGCUCACGCAACCAAAUCAUGAGGAUCCUCUGAAUUCUGAUGCAGCUAAUGUGUUGAGAGAUGAUCCGGAUGAGUUUAAAUCGAACGUGAAGAGGGCAAUGAGUGGUGGUUCUGUAGGAGAUGUUCACUUCUCUUCCUGCCUAACUUAGCAUCCCAAGGCAUACUUAAGUAGCAGUAUAGUUAUCUCUUGGUGGUUAAUCAAAAAUUAAUGCAUUCAAAUUCUCUAGCAAGCUUUCUGUGUUCUAAAGUCCGCCCUUGCUGUUUGCAUGGAUAAAAUAUUCGGACAUUUUAUUGAUUCACAAUCUUGAAUGUGUCCACGCCCAUAAACUUCCUAGAUGAAGAGAGCCUUGUUGAAUAGCAACCA
Populus euphratica (Euphrates poplar) is the source of this 956-nucleotide messenger RNA. Its product is annotated as probable NEDD8-conjugating enzyme Ubc12-like. Bases 190 to 741 code for a protein of 183 amino acids. The record is from RefSeq and is a predicted model, not a curated record. Lineage: Eukaryota; Viridiplantae; Streptophyta; Magnoliopsida; Malpighiales; Salicaceae. The transcript has 6 exons.